AGCCAUUCUGGAGUUUCUGGAAUGUUUAUUUUGACUUUUCAAUCUUGUCUAUAGCCCUUGGGUCUCUUGGUGGCCUCCCAUCCAAGAACUGAUUGGCUCUGCAGGUCAGUUAUUUUAAGUCUAUUGAAACCAGAUGUUUGGCGCAUCUAAUGUCCAUGAACUCACUGCCCAAGGCUGCAAAGUAGCAAUUUCCUAUCCCUUCUGUGUGUCUCAGAUGAAGCCCUCCAGGGUUAGACUUUAACACGGCCGCUUAUUAAGCGAAGCCACAAGCAAAUGAAAAAGUUGACAUAUUAACAAGGCAGGUCACCGUUUGCAAGAGAGAUGGACAGUGGACAGGAUGAAAAAGGAGGAAUUACAAGAUUGGGCUGAAUGUGCCUCUGAUCUCUAAAAUGGAAGAAUGGAUCUCAUGAUCAAAUAUGCAGCCCAUGAAGAGAACUAGUGUUCUUCCCUGGACGUGUGUUGGUUUGAAAUCUUACAGCAAUGUUUUUCAAAGGCUCUAGCCAUCUUUAAGGCUAUGCUUCUCAAUCUUAGCUUCUUGGAUGAGAAACAAAACAUCUUCAAGGGCUAAAAAUUGCAAAAACCAAGAAAAAAAGCACCUUUGGGGCAACCGUGACCUUGGAUGAUGGGGAAUCUCCACAGACAUCCAGGAGUGAAUGGAAGGAGGUCCAACCUUGGCUUCUGAUCAUUAGAAGGAACGAGGCUUCUGGCCACUGGGUCAAAUCUGAGGCUGUUCUAGCUGAAACGUGGGCAGCUUCUGAGCCCUGGAGGAAGGUGGGGGUGUUCUACCACUUGCUGGCUUAAUGAUCAAUUCGCUUCGGCUUGGAAGCAGCUAAAAGGAAGCCACCGUGAUCUUGAGACUGAGGCACGGCGUCCAUCCAUGGAGAACAAUUCCCACGUAGAAAUGCCUGCUCUUUCGCCGCAAUUUGGCGUUCCGGAUCUGGUGGUGGUGGUGAUAUAUUUCCUUUUGAACCUGGCAGUUGGUAUCUGGGCGUCAUGGCGGGCAAGUAGGAACAGCGUGAGUGGCUACUUUCUGGCUGGAAGGAACAUUGCCUGGUGGCCGAUUGGUGCCUCGCUCUUCGCCAGCAGUGAAGGAGCAGGCCUCUUCAUCGGGCUGGCCAGCAGUGGGGCUGCUGGGGGGCUGGCCGUGGCCGGCUUUGAGUGGAAUGCCACCUACAUGCUGCUGGCCUUGGCCUGGCUCUUCGUUCCCGUCUACCUUUCGUCAGAGAUCGUCACCAUGCCGGAGUAUCUCCAGAGACGCUUUGGAGGGGAGCGAAUUCGGGUCUGCCUGUCCUUCUUGUCACUCCUCCUCUCCAUCUUCACCAAGAUAUCUACGGACCUGUACUCCGGAGCCCUCUUCGUUCAGAUUUGCCUCGGCUGGAACCUCUACCUUUCCACCGUCUUAAUGCUGGGGGUGACUGCCGUCUACACCAUUGCAGGUGGGCUGAGGGCUGUCAUCUACACCGAUGCUCUGCAAACCCUCAUCAUGGUGGUUGGUGCGGUCAUCUUGACGGUCAAUGCCUUCCACCAGAUUGGGGGCUACCACAACCUGGAGGAGGCCUACUUAGCUGCCACCCCAUCAAAGAUUGUCCCCAACACAACUUGCCACCUGCCCAGGCAGGACGCGAUGCAUCUCUUCCGGGAUCCCAUCACUGGAGACCUGCCCUGGACGGGCAUGACUCUGGGUCUGACCGUCUUGGCCACGUGGUACUGGUGCACUGACCAGGUCAUUGUCCAGAGGUCCCUCUCGGCCAGGAGUCUCAACCACGCCAAGGCCGCCUCCAUCCUUGCCAGCUACCUGAAGAUGCUGCCAAUGAUUGCCAUUGUUAUGCCGGGCAUGAUUAGCCGGAUUCUCUACCCAGAUGCCGUUGGGUGUGUUGAUCCAGAAGAAUGCACUAGAGUCUGUGGAACAGAAGUUGGAUGUGCCAACAUUGCCUAUCCCAAGCUGGUGAUGGAACUCAUGCCCAGCGGCCUGCGGGGCUUAAUGGUGGCAGUGAUGAUGGCUGCCCUCAUGUCAUCCUUGACGUCCAUCUUCAAUAGCAGCAGCGCCCUCUUCACCAUGGACAUCUGGAGGAAGGUCCGGCAGGAGGCCAGUGAGAAGGAGCUGCUGCUGGUUGGAAGUGACUCUCAUGCCGCAAUGCUUGGGAGAAGCAGGCGACACAGUCACUUCCGAAUUGGUGUGCCAUGAGUGGGUUCGGUUGGGGGUUGCCCCUGAAAUUGAGAGUGAGUCAGCUGAGUUUCCACAAAAUUCUUGUUGCAAAAUUCCUUCCUCCAUCGUAUGAUGGGCUGCAAGGGGACGUGGGUGUGUUUACAAGGGUGUGUCAACCCUCUGAGCUAGUCCAGACUGGGAAACCAACAUCAUGAAUGUUACCUUGAUUGUAAGGAUGGAGAAACAGAAGCCUGGAAGUUGCAAGUCUGGAAGCAUUUCCACCCCACCCCCACCCCCACCCCACUUUGCUUUUACUUCUCAGACAACCCGGGAAGGUUGAUUCUGAGCUGCUUUCUCAAAUUAUGCUUCUGGGUUAGAUUUUGUUUAUCUGGUGGUUGACUAGGCUGUUUCUCAAGCUCACCGUCCCAGCCCUUUAUAUCUCCUUCCUGGAAUGGAUUUCAGAUGUUCGGGGUUGGGUCUGUCCCUCCUUUAGCCAUUCAAGAUCAUCCUCAGUUUUGCAGAAGUGCAUGAAAUCCUAAGGAAAUAGAAAACUUAAAAUAAGUGAGAACUUCAGUGAGGAUGGAGUGUUGCUCGGUGGCUUUGAAAUGUUAUUUGAGUUGGGGGAAACCUUUGUAACCAGGAAGGAGAAGGACAGAAGAAGGAAGAAAAGAAGGAGAAGGGAAGAAGAAGGAAGCAAUGAAGAAAGGAGAAAGAGGAGAAGGAGAGGAAGGAAAAGGAGAAGGAAGAAGGAGGAGAAGGAGAAGGAAGGAAAGAAGGGAGAAAGGAGAAGAAGGAAAGAGAAGAAAGGGAAAGAGAAAAAGGAAGGAGAAGGAGGAAGGGAAGGAAAAGGGAGGAGAAGGAGAAGGAUGUUUAUUGCAAUCAAUGACCAUCCCAGGAAGGAAAAUGAAUCAAAGAAUCCUCAACGGGGACACAAUCUCUUUUGCUGCAGGUCGAACAGAAUCCCUGGAAAAGUCCAUCUUUGAGGACUCUGUUGUGAUUCCUUCUUUUUGAAGCCCCUUGGGGUGAUUCUGGAGGGUGGAAGACAGGGAAAAUGAGCGCGGGGGGGGGAG
Messenger RNA from Crotalus tigris (Tiger rattlesnake), 3216 nucleotides. It is a transcript of the gene SLC5A10, whose product is annotated as solute carrier family 5 member 10. The transcript has 12 exons. Gene Ontology annotation, biological process: transmembrane transport. Gene Ontology annotation, cellular component: plasma membrane. NCBI's taxonomy places the organism in Eukaryota, Metazoa, Chordata, Lepidosauria, Squamata, Viperidae. The record is from RefSeq and is a predicted model, not a curated record. The coding region runs from base 878 to 2185 and encodes 435 amino acids. Gene Ontology annotation, molecular function: D-glucose:sodium symporter activity.